UUCAAAGGUCGGGGCAAAAAUUAAAAAAGGACUUGGUAGAAAAAGAAGGAAAGAAAAGAGAAACUCGCGACAGAUAGGAGAGAGGGACGGGAGAGAGGGAGAAGAGGGAGGCUGGAAGCUCACUCUCAAUACCAAUGGUGGUUAGGGUUUUUCUACUGAUUCGAAUACAGUAGCCCCGCCCGAGCAACCUCCUGAUUUUGUCGGAACAGCUCGUCUCCUGCCCUCUUUAUUCUUCAAAACCCUAAUUUCGCGUUCGGGGGUUUGGUGAUUUGAGCUCAGCAAGUUCUUCCCCUUGCUGUUCUCGCUCGGAAUUCGCAUCGAGAUUAGCUUCUUGGUGUUUUCAAUGGGGUCGCAGGACAAAUCACCGAACAAUACCACGCAGCGUGUUAAAGUAUACCGCUUGAAUGAAGAUGGGAAAUGGGAUGAUCAAGGCACUGGGCAUGUCACUGUUGAUUACUUGGAGAGAUCGGAAGACCUAGGUCUGUUUGUUAUUGAUGAGGAGGACAAUGAAACACUACUGCUGCACCGCAUCAGCUCAGAUGAUAUCUAUCGCAAGCAAGAAGAUACAAUUAUUUCCUGGCGGGAUCCUGAGUUUUCAACUGAAUUGGCCCUUAGCUUCCAAGAGACAACUGGUUGCUCUUACAUAUGGGAUCACAUAUGUAGUCUGCAAAGGAACAUGCACUUUAACUCACUUGCCAGUGAAACUUUCAACAACAUCAAUAGUGAGUUGAGGGAACUGCCUCCAGUUGAGUUGUCUUCCCUCCCUUCGAUACUUAAGAUUGUUGAGUGUGGCAUAGCAGAUCAAUUGCGUGUGACUGAACUUAUAUUGAAUGAGCAAGAUUUUUUCCGGAAGUUGAUGGAACUUUUUAGGAUAUGUGAAGAUUUGGAAAACAUUGAUGGUCUUCACUUAAUUUUCAAAAUUGUUAGGGGAAUCAUUCUGCUAAACAGUGCUCAGAUCUUUGAGAAAAUUUUCGGGGAUGAAUUGAUUAUGGAUAUAAUGGGAUGCCUAGAGUAUGACCCACAGGGACCUCUCACCCAUCACCGCAACUUUCUAAAAGAGGAUGUAAUUUUUAAGGAGGUUGUACCUAUUAAGGAUCCUGUAGUUCUUUCAAAGAUACACCAAACUUACCGAGUUGGGUAUCUGAAGGAUGUCAUUUUGCCCAGAGCUUUGGAUGAAGGCAUAGUUGGAAAUCUAAAUUCUAUUAUUCAUUCAAAUAAUGCAAUUAUUAUUUCCUUGCUGAAAGAUGAUAGUGCCUUUAUCAAGGAUUUAUUUGCUAGGAUGAAGGUUCCUACCAUUUCCAUAGAAUCAAAGAGAACUGUGGUAGACUUCUUGCGCGAGUUCUGUACCUUAAGUAAGAGCUUGCAGAUGGUACAUCAGCAUCGGCUAUUUAGGGAUCUAGUGAGUGAAGGCAUUUUUGACAUCAUAGCGGAUGUCUUGCAAAGUGAAGACUAUAAGCUUGUAUUGACUGGGACAGACAUCCUCGUUCUUUUUCAGAGUCUGGAUGGGAAUAUUUUGCGUUCUUAUGUCAGUCGGCAGGAAGGAGCUCUUCUUGGACUCAUGGUGAAACAUAUGCUUACAGAUUAUGGAGAUAAUAUGCAUUGCCAAUUUUUUGAAAUUCUUCGCAGUCUUUUGGAUUCUCCACCAGGCGCACAGAGAGAAAAUAUUGUGGAGAUUUUCUAUGAAAAGCACUUGAAUCAGUUAGUUGAUGCAUUAUCAUCAUGCCAGUCAAAUAGUGAUGGUCCUGGCAGCAAGUCUGAUAGUUCACUUGGAGGACCCGGGAUUCAAAGAUCCGUGAAGCCUGAAAUUUUGUUAAAUACCUGUGACUUGCUAUGUUUCUGCGUUGUGCAGCAUCCUUACAGGAUAAAAUGUGAUUUUCUUCUUAACAAUGUGAUCGAUAAGGUUCUAUACCUGACAAAAAGAAGAGAAAAGUACCUUGUUGUUGCUGCUAUUAGAUUUGUGAGAGCGCUUGUUUCUCGCAGUGAUGAGCACCUAAUGAAUCAUGUUGUUAAGAACAACCUUUUCAAACCAAUUGUAGACGCCUUUGUGGCCAAUGGAGAUCGUUAUAAUCUUCUAAAUUCUGCGGUUCUUGAACUCUUUGAAUAUAUCCGGAAGGAGAAUUUGAAAAUAUUAUUACGGUAUCUGGUGGAUACUUUCUGGGAUCAGCUGGCAAAAUUUGAAACUCUCUCUUCUAUUCAUGCACUGAAAGUUAAAUACGAACAGGUAUCGUCAUUUCUCUGUGAUAUAUGCGCCUCAUCUUGGUGGUGUUCCACAAAUGAAACAUAUUGCCACUUGCAGUCGCUUGAAAAUGUUGGUACAGCAAGCACUGGUACAUUGUUAGACCAAAGGAAACGACUUGAUGAACGAGCUCUGGAAAAAGAAGAAGAGGAUUAUUUCAAUGAGGACAGUGAUGAGGAAGAUUCAGCAUCUGCUCAUUCAGCAAGCAUUAAACGAGGAAAACCUGAACCUCCCAUUUUAGUUAAUGGGUCUGCUCCGGAAAAUCCGUCACCUAGGUCUGGUGGACUGGUUGAUUAUGACGAUGAUGAAGAUGACGAGGACUACAGGCCGCCUCCAAAAAAGACUACAGGCUCGUCUGAUGAAGAUGGGGGACUGGUAGAGUUCCCAUUGAAACGCAAACUAGUUCCGAAAGAGGAUAGUGAGGCAAAAAGGUUGCAACUCUCUCCGAAAGGCUUAAAACCCAGAGCUGUCUUUUGCUCUACCUUAAAGGACGGGGGACUAUCCAGCAACAAACAAGCAACCGAAAAUGUUCCUCCAAGUGUAAACCAGAAUUCCGUCACACCAAAUCCUGAGAAGGGGCUGUCUGAAACUGCAGAAGUGGCAAAACACACGGUCAAAGACGAAGUCUCUUCCAAAAGCUGCAAUGACAGUUCAGAUGAUUCUACCGAUACAAGAAAUCUUGGAGAUGAGCGCCCUUUGUUAUCACCGAAGUCCUCGCCAGAGAUGGCUGUGAAAGGAUCUUGAAUAUAUUCGAAAGAGUUCAACAUGCUUCAACUUCCACACGGCAGAGUCCCCACAUCGCCCAUAUUCUUUAGCGGACUCGACCAAAUAGCAUGAGUAAACGAGGGAGACAAACAAACAGAGCCCCCCUCGGAUACUGGGAGAGCAUACUGUACAGUACUGUCGCAAGGAUGCAGAGGACUUGCCUGUAAGCUUCUUCCUUAAUUUAAGUUUCCGGGCAAAUCUCAGCCGAGUAUUGUUGUUCGUCGUUGUAAGACUAACACCAACUACAGCCUUUUGCUAAUACACCAUCGUCAUCUUUGCUUGAUUCUUUCUGCUUACCUGUAAUGUCGUCACACAUGUUUGCGUUUGUAUGUGAUAAAGACAGGGAAGCAAGCAAAUCCUGUCGUUUUUGCAUGAUCUGUGUAAGCUAGGGAACACAUUUAGGGACCUUGUUGAGGCAGAAUUGUGUUUCUUUUUCAUGCGAUUGUAUCUUACUUAGUAAGAAAAAUGUACAUUAUUUUAUAUUCGAGGUAAACUAUCUUCUUAAAAA
Molecule: messenger RNA, 3509 nt
Organism: Salvia splendens (bonfire salvia)
Lineage: Eukaryota; Viridiplantae; Streptophyta; Magnoliopsida; Lamiales; Lamiaceae
Product: serine/threonine-protein phosphatase 4 regulatory subunit 3
Exons: 23
Coding region: 344-2980 (878 amino acids)
Biological process (GO): protein dephosphorylation
Cellular component (GO): nucleoplasm; protein phosphatase 4 complex
Molecular function (GO): protein phosphatase activator activity
Source: RefSeq, a predicted model, not a curated record